Ostreococcus tauri is the source of this 747-nucleotide messenger RNA. RefSeq names its product Ankyrin repeat. The coding region runs from base 1 to 747 and encodes 248 amino acids. The transcript has a single exon. Lineage: Eukaryota; Viridiplantae; Chlorophyta; Mamiellophyceae; Mamiellales; Bathycoccaceae. Gene Ontology annotation, molecular function: protein binding. The record is from RefSeq and is a predicted model, not a curated record.
AUGUCGCGCGUCGACCGCGACGUCGGCGCGGUGGCCGCGGCGGAGGACGACUCGGACGCGCUCGAGCGACUGCGAGCGAUUCGACGCGCGGUGCGCGAGGCGCUGGGACGCGAGGAUGACGCGGUUGACGACGCGGUUGAUGACGCGAACGACGAGGACUACGCGACGGUGUUUAAGGAUCUCGCGCUCGACGACGACGGCGUCGCGGAGACGUUCGGGGAUGACGCGGACGACGCCGCGUGCAUGGCUCGCGUGCGACGCGCGUGCGAUGCGGAUGAAGACGCGGCGGCGAUGGACGACGACGAGUUCGACCGACUGCUCGCGCGCGCCGCGGCGGAGGGCGAGGACGUGAACGCGAAGAACGCGGACGGGGACGACGCCCUGCACUUGGCCGCGUUGUACGGUCGCGUGAACCGCGCGCGUGCUCUUCUCGCGCGCGGUGCCGACGCGCUCGGUCGCGACGAGAACGGAGGGUCGGCGCUUCACGACGCGAGCGCGUCGGGGCACGUGGAAAUCGUCAGAGCGCUGUGCGAAUCGGCGAGCGCGUCGGGGAAGCUGAAAGAGCUCAUUUCAAUGGUGGACGAUGACGGAGAGACGCCCUUGCACCUGGCGGCUCGCGGCGAGCAUCGCGACGUGGUGGAGUAUUUGCUCGAGUCUGGGGCGACGAAGGACGCGCGCUCGCUCGCGGGCGAGACGCCUCAUGACGCGUGCGAAGACGCGGACGUUCGAGCGUUGUUAGAAAUCUAG